AUAAGCAAUGUUUUUAAUUUUUUAUUUUUUAAAAGCCCCUAUAUAUAUAUAUAUAUAAACAAAUAAAUUCCUCUACAUCAUCAACAAUACCGUGAUUUAAAUAACAAAAAAUAGAUAAGCAGAUCCUUGGAUUCAAUUGCCGCCGGCAGGCCUGAAUUCAAUUCGCUGGUAAACUCCCCUGCAUUUUGCUUCUCUCUCAUUCCUCUUACGAUUUAUCAGCAAUUUUUCUUAAUCAGCCCAAUUUUAGUAAAUUAUCAAAACCAUGGGAUCUGUUACCGAUACUGCAAACAUGGGAUCUGUUACCGACACUACAAACACGGAAUCUGGAAAGAAGGUUACCGUCAUUUUUGUAUUGGGUGGCCCUGGCAGUGGCAAAGGCACCCAGUGCACUAAUAUCGUCCAAAAUUUCGGGUACACUCAUUUAAGUGCUGGCGACCUUUUACGAGCGGAAAUCAAAUCUGGUUCUGAGAAUGGUACCAUGAUCCAGAACAUGAUCAAGGAGGGAAAGAUUGUGCCAGCUGAGGUGACUAUUAAGCUUCUUCAGAAAGCUAUUCAGGAAAGUGGCAAUGAAAAAUUUCUGAUUGAUGGUUUUCCUCGCAAUGAGGAGAAUCGCGCAUCCUUUGAAUCUAUUACAGGAAUAGUGCCAGAAAUUGUUUUGUUUUUUGAUUGUUCAGAGGAGGAGAUGGAGAAGCGCCUGCUUAACAGAAACCAGGGAAGAGAAGAUGAUAAUAUUGAAACUAUAAGGAAGCGUUUCAAGGUAUACAUGGAAUCCAGUCUCCCGGUAAUUCAGUACUAUGGCAAUCUUGGAAAAGUUAGAAGGAUUGAUGCAGCAAAGCCAAUAGAUGUUGUUUUUGAGGAAGUUAAAGCUAUAUUCGAGAAGGUUGAUGCCUAGAUGUUUUAUAGCUAACCAAGAAUAUCAGGCAUAUUUUUAUUGAGGUAAUAUAUGAUAGGAUUUGGAGGUUUAUUAUGAUUGUAUAAGAAACACACUAUAUUCCUAUUUUUGUUUUCUCCCCUGAUUUUGUAAGGGAGAUGCCUAUACUUAGAACUCUGGGUUCUAAAGAAAAUGUGUAAGCUGAUGAAUUAUCGUGGAGUUAUUUUGAUUUAUAAGUGGGUUGCCCAUUAUCAUUUUGAUAAUA
Messenger RNA from Chenopodium quinoa (quinoa), 1136 nucleotides. RefSeq names its product UMP-CMP kinase 3-like. NCBI's taxonomy places the organism in Eukaryota, Viridiplantae, Streptophyta, Magnoliopsida, Caryophyllales, Amaranthaceae. Gene Ontology annotation, cellular component: cytoplasm; nucleus. The transcript has 9 exons. Gene Ontology annotation, molecular function: UMP kinase activity; ATP binding. The record is from RefSeq and is a predicted model, not a curated record. The coding region runs from base 263 to 892 and encodes 209 amino acids. Gene Ontology annotation, biological process: CDP biosynthetic process; 'de novo' pyrimidine nucleobase biosynthetic process; UDP biosynthetic process.